Molecule: messenger RNA, 2425 nt
Organism: Ceratotherium simum simum (southern white rhinoceros)
Lineage: Eukaryota; Metazoa; Chordata; Mammalia; Perissodactyla; Rhinocerotidae
Source: RefSeq, a predicted model, not a curated record
GCGUUGGGCUGCUCGCUGGGGCUGCAGGGUGGGGACCGGCCGUGCGCUCACCUGGGAGUGGCGGCGUUUGGGUUCCGCCCACCCCGGGUGGCCGGGCCAUGGGGACCGCGCUUGUGUACCACGAGGACAUGACGGCCGCCCGGCUGCUCUGGGACGACCCAGAGUGUGAGAUCGAGUGUCCUGAGCGCCUGACUACAGCCCUGGAAAGCCUGCAGCAGCGUGGCCUAGAGCAGAGGUGUCUACGGUUGGCCGCCAGAGAGGCCUCGGAGGAGGAGCUGGGCCUGGUGCACAGCCCGGAGUACGUGGCCAUGUUGCGGGGGACCCAGGCCUUGGGCACCAGGGAGCUCCAGGCGCUGUCUGGACAGUAUGAUGCCAUCUACUUCCAUCCGAACACCUUCCACUGUGCUCGGCUGGCCGCAGGGGCUGCGCUGCAGCUGGUGGACGCUGUGCUGACUGGAGCUGUGCACAACGGGCUCGCCCUGGUGAGGCCUCCUGGGCACCACAGCCAGAGGGCCGCCGCCAACGGAUUCUGCGUGUUCAACAAUGUGGCAAUAGCAGCCAAACAUGCCAAGCAGAAACACGGGCUGCACAGGAUCCUCAUUGUCGACUGGGACAUCCACCAUGGCCAGGGCAUCCAGUAUAUCUUUGAGGACGACCCCAGCGUCCUUUACUUCUCCUGGCACCGCUACGAACACGGGCGCUUCUGGCCCUGUCUGCGCGAAUCAGAUGCAGAUGCUGUCGGGCAGGGGCAGGGCCGCGGCUUCACUGUCAACCUGCCCUGGAACCAGGUUGGGAUGGGAAAUGCUGACUACGUGGCUGCCUUCCUGCACGUGCUGCUCCCCCUGGCCUUUGAGUUUGACCCUGAGCUGGUGCUAGUCGCAGCAGGAUUUGACUCAGCGGUUGGGGAUCCCGAGGGGCAGAUGCAGGCCACGCCAGAGUGCUUUGCCCACCUCACGCAGCUGCUGCAGGUGCUGGCUGGCGGCCGGGUCUGUGCCGUGCUGGAGGGUGGCUACCACCUGGAGUCGCUCUCUCAGUCGGUGUGCAUGAUGGUACAGGCACUGCUGGGUGACCCUGUCCCACCCCUGUCAGGGUGCAUGGAGCCGCAUCGCAGCGCCCUGGAGUCCAUCCAGAGUGUCCGGGCAGCCCAGGCUCCUCACUGGAUGAGCCUCCAGGAGCAAGAUGUGGCCCCUGUACUGAGUCCCAGCACCGGCUCCCCAGAGGGGAGGCUCUCACCUCUGUUGCCUGGCGGGCCCGAAUUCAAGGCAGCAGCAGCCCAGGCCGUGGCUGCAUUGAGCUCCCUCCUGGACCAGCUGCGCCUCCACCCCACGCCCUCCGUCCGCACAGCUGUUGCCCUGACUGCGCUGGAUGCAGCACUGCUCCUGCCCCCUGAUGUCCUCCAUCAGGAGGGGUCAGCCCCACAGGAGGAGACGCAGGUCUGGGCCAGGCCACAUGAGGCCUUGGCCCAGGACAAGGCCCUCACUGCACUCGGGAAGGUCCUGUAUCUCUUGGAUGGGAUCCUGGAUGGGCAGGUGAGCAGCGGCAUCGCAGCCACCCCGGCCCCUGCUGCAGCUGCCACCCUGGAUGUGGCCAUUCGGUGUGGCCUGUCUCAUGGAGCCCAGAGGCUGCUCUGUGUGGCUGUGGGACAGCUGGAUCGGCCCCUAGACCUUGCCGAUGAUGGGAGGAAUCUAUGGCUGAAUAUCAGGGGCAAGGAGGCAGCUGCCCUGUCCAUGUUCCACGUCUCCAUACCACUACCAGAGACAACUGGUGGGUUCCUGAGCUGUGUCCUAGCCCUGGUGCUGCCCCUGGCCUAUGGCUUCCAGCCUGACCUGGUGCUGGUGGCACUGGGGCCAGCCCAUGGCCUGCAGAACCCCCAAGCUGCACUCCUGGCUGCACUGCUGCGGGGACCAGCAGGGGGCCGAGUGUUGGUACUGGUGGAGGAGGUGAGUUGGGCAGAGGGGACAUGCUGGGGGGUGGGAGGUGGGGAGAGACCAGUGACUCUCUGCUUCCACCUCUGCCCCUGGCCCAGGAAUCCACACCCCAGCUUGCAGGGGUCCUGGUCCGGGUGCUCCGUGGAGAGGCCCCCCCCAGCCUGGGCCCCUUCUCCAGGGCCUCCCCAGAGGACAUGCAGGCCCUGGAGCACCUGAGAGGGCAGCUGCGGCCGCAGUGGAAAAUGCUGCAGGUGGCCGCUCCUCCAGUGCUGUGACCUGGGAGCUUGGCGUCGGCCGGGGUGGAAGUCUUUACACCCCGGGACGGACACCACCACCUGGCCCCCAGGGCCGGUUAACCGUCACCGGCACGGCUCGCCCGCGGCCGUGUCCCGACCGGCCCUGCGUCCACUGGGCGCCCCCGCCGCCCUGCGCGGACGGCCCGCCCUGCCCCCCCACGCCCCGGCAAUAAAUAGUUAAGCAAAAGCCUGACUCCGUCU